Tricharina praecox is the source of this 1468-nucleotide messenger RNA. RefSeq lists its product as uncharacterized. Bases 284 to 1147 code for a protein of 287 amino acids. The record is from RefSeq and is a predicted model, not a curated record. Gene Ontology annotation, cellular component: mitochondrion. NCBI's taxonomy places the organism in Eukaryota, Fungi, Ascomycota, Pezizomycetes, Pezizales, Pyronemataceae. The transcript has 4 exons.
GUUCAAUUGAGGACCCUGAGUUGUGCUCUAACCGAUGCUUCUCGCACUGAUACUCCGAGAGCUCGAUCCUUUUUCGCCCGGUUGUCUAUCUAUCCGUUCUCACGACCGCGGUUUAUAAGGAGAUGGCUGCAUCGUACCAUCUCUUCUGCCCGAUGUUGUCACCAACAAAACUAGCUGCUGGUCCGUGCGUUCGUUAUUUCUUUUUAGUUCCGCUUCCCAUUUCUGACUCGACUUCGAUUUCCAAUUCCCCACACAACAGACCUCCACAACACAACCAGCCCACAUGUCGAAACCAUUUCCCUUCAUAGACGCUGCUGGUAGCACGCCGUCGCCGCCAAAGACUGCACCGCCAGCUCCUGUCGUCGGUUGCGAGAAAUUGCUGCAGCGCAUCACCGCCGAUAUCGCCAGUGCAGGUGCCGCGACGAUGAUUAUCGCGCCUCUCAUAUGCCUCAUAGACCGCAGUAUAAUGGAGAACGCAUCGGGGAAGACCAGUUCGGUGCUCGAGAGUGCGAAACUGCAGUUCAAGACCAUCGUCACCAAGCCGCAUAGGUUCAUCUUUUCAAAACCAUUUGCGCUCAUAUACAUGACCUACUUUGGAACGUAUAUGACCGCGAACACAAUCGAUACCGUCUCUGCAGUGCGAACGGGUGGCGAUAUCAAAGUAGUCACAUCAGGCACGGAGAAGUUUCUUGCGACAUCUACAGCAAACAUGUCCUUGGGCCUAAUCAAAGACCGCAACUUCGCCCGCCUCUUCGGCACUGGCACGCCUCGACCCGUUCCCUUACCAUCCUUCGUCCUCUUCUCCAUCCGCGAUGCCAUGACCAUCAUGUUCAGCUUCAACGUGCCGUCCCGGGUCUCGCAUCUGAUGCCGAACGCUUCGCCCUUCAUGUCCUCGGAGUCCAUCGCGCAGUUCGUGUCGCCCGUGAGCUGCCAGGUGCUAUCCACACCGCUGCACUUGUUCGGCCUCGACCUCUACAAUCGAGGCAGGAACGUCACCUGGAGGGAGCGGCUCCAGAUGAUAAAAGUGAAUUAUUCCCAGAGUACGCUGGCGAGGAUGUGUAGGAUUGUCCCUGCGUUUGGCUUUGGAGGCGUGACGAACACGAAGGUUAGGAGGAGUCUGUUGGAGAAGAUUGAGGAUAGCGCGUAGGAGAAGGUUUGGCAUGCAUACACGGUGGGUUGAAAAGUCGCUGUUACGAUUUCGUUCGUUCGUUCGGACGGGCAUGGGAUGGGAUAGAUGGGCGUUUUUGCUGCUGCUGCUGGUGUUUUGAUGAUUGCCUUCUUGUUCGCCUCAAAUUCUUCUUCUGAUACCGACGCUGAUAUUGGCUGGCUGGUUGAUACCACGAUGAUUUUCCUUCUUCGGCUUCUUUUUGUUUGAUAGAUAGACCUUUCCUUUUCUUUUGCAGAUCCGCGCUGGAUCGCUGUAAAUAAAAGUUGGCCAUUGCGUUGAGCAUUACCGCACACAUGCACC